AGAUAGCACAGCCACCCCGAAGAACACCUGACGGCGGCACAUGAACAUUUGGCAAUGACCAAGUCCCCUCAUCUCGCCAGUCAUCGCAUGUCUGUGUACCGCUCUCCCAUGAUUAAUCUGACUGAGCUGUCCGAUGAAAGCAUGGUAGCUAAAUAAUGAACCCCAGCGAGCCGAUUUGGUACGAGCGCUGAUCACGAUUUACUAGUACUGAAGUUCUCUUCUCCCUCAGCUUGAGUCCUAAGUAUGAUAUCUUUUAUAAUCCUUGAUCAUAUUUGCCAUGCAGACAUAUCUUACCCCCCAAUAUACUGAAGCCAUUUGCUUGAAUGGGAAACAUCCUUGAUGAGGUUGUAAUUCAGACUGGAAUGAUGCAUCUGAGACAUCCGAGACCACUGGUCACGCUGAUGUGGAGUUCAUCUUUUAGCUACCGGUACGACAUACUGUCCUACUUGCUCCUAUAUUCUAUCCUCCAGCAAUCCUGUGCAAUCUCGUAGCUGGCUACCAUGAUCGUUCAAUUUGACACCUGCCAACCUCCAGUCUUUAUCUCUUCCCCAAACCAUGACAUCAAUGCUCAGGAAGCACAGGAAGCUUUUUUGCGAUAUGCCGCAAAUCAAUGGGCGGAACUAAAGGCUAGAUUCCUUUUAGUUAAUGCAGAAGAGAUGUCGUGGUCUCCAUUAUCUCAAAUCCGCUACCCCUCAACUCUGAGAUCAAGGUAUCCUUUGAAGCCACGCUCACAAAAUGGGCACUUUUGGACACUCGAGGACAGGAUGAAACGUAUCCAGACGCGCACCACCCUCCAGCGUAGAUAUGCUUCGCCAAACCUUUCUCGGCAAUCAACAACACCAGACCUCAAAGCUCUUCAUGCGCACUAUGCUCGCCAGCGCAUGCACGGAGAGGCAUACGACGAAUACGAGUGCAGAGAUUCUAGUCCAAAGCGCAAGCGAGCUAUCACUGGCAUUCGCGAUGGGGAUAAAACCUCCCAGGAAAUGUUGCCCUUCGUGAGGCCUCGACACUCAUACCAGCGCAGCUACAAUGAACGACAGCCACAAUGGUCGUUAGGUGUCCAGGUUUUAGUGGAUUCCCAUAUCGACGCUAUAGUGGACCAUGAGAUGGCAGACUUCAAGGAUGAAUCUUGUUUUCAGUCCAAUGCAACUCCAGGCUUUUCGAUCGGUGCAGAUAACACUUCCAUGAAGCACAUCAUUUAUAGCGAAUUUGGUGUCCCGAGCAUGUUUGAGAGGGGGCUGGCGUCGAAAAAGACGACUGAUCCCCGUCCGCGACCUCGUUCUACUAAGGUCGACAUUAAUACGAGCGCAGCUCAAGAACUUCCAUCUGCCCAUCACCACCCAUGUCGAGCAAUGUACGAGGCAGAACCUAUUCACCGAAAUAAAUCUUCAGAGAUUGCCCAAGCUUCUGAGCCAAUAAUGCAAACUACUGCGGACCUGAUGAGGGAGAUUUUUGGUGAUGGAGAAGUUGACGACGUGGAUAGUGUCUUACCUAUGAUUAAAUCCAUGAAUAUCAUGUGAACGAGCUGUUUCUACCUUGUAGAUAUUUUUAUGAAAUGGAGAUGUUCAUGAGAACCGAUCGAGC
This is a messenger RNA of Suillus bovinus, 1584 nucleotides long. RefSeq lists its product as uncharacterized. The transcript is spliced from 2 exons. Lineage: Eukaryota; Fungi; Basidiomycota; Agaricomycetes; Boletales; Suillaceae. Bases 501 to 1520 code for a protein of 339 amino acids. The record is from RefSeq and is a predicted model, not a curated record.